AUAAAAUUCAAUCCAGAAAUGUUUGGAGGAAAUAUGAGCUUUGCGAGACUAAAUCCCAUAAGAUAUGGUCAAAAAAGAGAGCCUGAACUACCACCUUUGAUCAAACAUGAAAUAAUUUACAUCCAAAGCAGUUCCAACGAGAUUGAUAAGUUAUGAAAAGAAACUAGUGAUUAUAUAACCUCCCUAAAAUAAGCAUAACAGUCGAGGCCGGAUUAAGAAACUACGCCAAGAACUUAAGCUGAUUGGUGUCAAUAGAUCCCUUGUCACCCUUCCUAGAAAAAAGAAUCAUCGAAGAAAGAAAACUUAUACCUUUAUAACCCCUAGAAAGUCUUCUCAAGACUUGACUCUUCUAGCCUAUAAAUAGAUAUUCAAAGAAACAACUUGUUUCAGAGUAUGGGUCAAAAAUUAAAAUUCCCUCCUGUCAUUCGAUGUCAAAUCUAGAUGUGUCAGUGCCCAAGAGUCAUAGAGAAGUUCCGUUACGUAUAAAGAUCGAAACUAGGAAGAUCAAUGGACGGAGGAUAAGAAUUCCUCUUCAGCAAGAUUAAAUUUGUUCAA
This is a messenger RNA of Moneuplotes crassus, 555 nucleotides long. The record is from the annotation of a GenBank genome assembly. NCBI's taxonomy places the organism in Eukaryota, Ciliophora, Spirotrichea, Euplotida, Euplotidae.